Molecule: messenger RNA, 1577 nt
Organism: Tachysurus vachellii
Lineage: Eukaryota; Metazoa; Chordata; Actinopteri; Siluriformes; Bagridae
Exons: 8
Coding region: 252-1397 (381 amino acids)
Source: RefSeq, a predicted model, not a curated record
CCUGUGUCAGAGUUCAGUGUCUCUCAGAUCCAGAUUUUAAGUUAAAGCUGUAAUGUGUUUCAUAUUGUGACAUUUUGUUCAGCCUUCUGUGGUUUUCUCUUAGUGGUCUUUGUGCAUGCAUUAUGAUGGUGUGUAUGAAGGUGUUUGUGUCUCAUUAUGCACAACUCCCCUUUAAUCUCGACUGCUAACAGGAAAUAAGACCCUGAAGUUCCUGUAACUGCUGAUGAUUCACAGAUUAUUCAGAUUUCACAAUGAUUCCAACCGUAUUACUUUUCUUAUGCGUCUGUGCUUUAAAACCUGCAGCGUUAAAAGGCAGGGUAAUUGAAGUGGCAGAAGGAAGCGACGUGUCUUUAAACUGCUCCUCCGGCACUAUUAAGUCUCACAUAUUAAAUACCAGACUGAAAUUAAACACCACAGAAUAUCUCCUGCUCAAAAACUUUCAGAGUGAAGAUGAGGGAUAUUACGAGUGUAACAAUGGAACACAUCAACAAACAUUCAAUUUAGAAUUAAAAUCUGGAUCCACAAAUGAACAUUUAAUAUAUUUCCGAGCCUCUGAGGGAGAUUCAGUUUUUUUCUUCUGUAAAACUUUGAGCUCUUCAUCGUUAAAAGCCGAAUGGUCUUGGACACCUCACUCAUCAUCUGAAGCUUUCAAACUCCAGCAGAAUUCUCCACACUUUAAUCAGCGCCUAUGGAUCAGAACAAAGGAUAAUGAUGUUUCUAUAAAAAUCUCCCCUGUACGUUGGAGCGAUUCGGGGAAAUUCAGCUGUUCCAGAAAUUCAGCAUCUAAAGACAAAGUGAGCGUUUUUGAACUGGUGCUGGUGAGAGUUUGGGCAGAGCCUCGAUGGAUGACACCUGGCCACAUCGUCCACUUCAAGUGUGAACUUUCUGAUGAGAAUAAAGAUUUCCACGUGUUGUGGAUUAACACAGAAACACAGGAGACAUUUUCAAACCCACUGGAGGUGAAGCUUGUGGCUCUGAAGCAGAGCUGGAUGUGUGGUGUGUUUCUUGGCUCCACGCUGAAAGUCGUAUUUCCUCUAAUGUUGAACAUCUCACACGGCUUCACUACAACACCUCCGUCACCAACACACCAUGACACACACACCGAGCCAGAGACAACACACAGCGCAGCAGGAAACUUCACAAACAACUAUGACACAGGACGCAGCCAGUCUCACAUCUUUAUCAUCGCUGGAGUCUUCAUCACCUUCAUCUUCAUCCUCAUAGCUAUGAUCACUGCUGUGUGCUGUACAAAGACACCUGAGGAGAGUCUGGACAGUGUGACGUACGCUGGUGUGACAUUCACAAAAAAAUCAGACACUUCCACUGGACCGCAGCUGAAUUAUACAGAUGUUCCAGCUGAAGAAGAAACUUCCGUUUUGUAUGCGACAGUUAAUUAGUUUUUAUUUCCUUAUUAUUUUAUUAAUAAUGGAAGGAUAAAAUGUGUGUGUGUGGCACAGGAGAGAGAUUAAGAAUUAGGUUUAAAGAUUUUAAACAAAGGAUUUAUUCUUAAGUUGUUGUAAAUAUUGUAUAAAUACCUGCAUGCAUUUAUUAUUUACAAAUUAAACACAGAAGCACAA